Ostertagia ostertagi is the source of this 210-nucleotide messenger RNA. The record is from the annotation of a GenBank genome assembly. Lineage: Eukaryota; Metazoa; Nematoda; Chromadorea; Rhabditida; Trichostrongylidae.
AUGGAUCACGACGAGCGAAUACGCUGCCUGGAUCAUCUGAUGGUCUACCAUACGGGUGCAAAAGCUUUUGUCGAAUUACAUAUCGUGAUGGAUGAACGCUUACCUCUGAAAGAUUACACACGACCGUUAUCAUCCUGGAAAAAACUUCAACGACUGGAAUUUGUUGAGCGAGCGUUCGUGCAUUGUGACUACGCCUGUGACGGCGAUUGA